Messenger RNA from Ceratina calcarata, 4731 nucleotides. It is a transcript of the gene Reg-5, whose product is annotated as Rhythmically expressed gene 5. The record is from RefSeq and is a predicted model, not a curated record. The coding region runs from base 2094 to 2873 and encodes 259 amino acids. The transcript has 4 exons. Lineage: Eukaryota; Metazoa; Arthropoda; Insecta; Hymenoptera; Apidae.
GUCUUUUAAUAUUUUGUAUAUCUUUGAACUUUAAACAUGGCAAACAUUCUUUACGUUCACUGCUGAUACAAUUUUUGUGUGAAUGCAUAAAAUCUGCUGUAUUAAAGCUUAUGAAAGCGCGUUUAUUCAAUUUCAAUUUUCAUCGUGAAAGAUCCCAUUGUUAAUACUGAACGUAAAAUAUUUUUGUCACGAUUAUUGAUUACAUUACACUGUCCCAAAUGAGUCGUAUAAACAUUAUUUUAACUAAGAGCCACGUAAUUAAAAAUGCUAAUUGAUAUGGUAAUGUUGCCGAUGUACCUCUGACUUUCUUUCACGUCCAGAUUCUACGAAACGGCGUGGAACACAAGUGGGAGGAAUUUCUCGACGAAUAUUGAUUUAUAGUUCGAUCAUUAACCUACGUCACGUAGAUCCUUGAACGGCCGCAUACUUUUUUCUUUAUGCAAAAAUAAAUCAUGUAUUCGGUGUAUUCGUGGCAAAACAGAUUGUAGUAAACACUUUAAAAAAACGUGUUCUGAAUUACAAAUGUUUUGAAAUACAAAAUAGCAUGGACCCACAACUUUUUACUCCGAUCCGUUGAAUUGUCAUCGACAUUUCAAGGGUUACAAUUAAAUAGUUUUAAUUCUAAAACAGUCAAAUAAAUUUUUCUAUGUUUUCAUUCUUUGCAAUAACUUUCUACUUUCUGUCCGUAUCUUUGGUGAAGGACUCACAGUGUCUUAAGGAAUUCUAAGGACCUAACUCAGCUGGGAGAACCGGAUGAGCAGGAUUGGCAAUGAACUCCGUAAACUUCCUAUCGUAUGCAAACUUGUCUUUAAUUCGCUCCGUACGAACACGUGUAUUUACAAAUUUUUAUUCUGCUUUCCAACAUUCGUGUAACUUGGUUCGAUCGUUAAACGUAACCAAUGGAGACACAAUUAUUAUUUAUUUAUUAGUAUUUUUAUUACGUUUGGGCGUGACGCCUAGCGUAAUCUUUAUGUCUACAUUUUGUGUACAAGUCUUAAUACCUGUUAUUAAGAAAAAAAAAAAAAAAACUUUGUGCUUCUAUACAAUGCUAUUAAUAAUAUUAAUAUUUUAUGUAAACCGUACUGUACUUGCGGGCCAGUGUUAUACUAUGUACUCCUAACGAUCUGGGUCGUACUCCGAUCUCGUAUAAUUUCGUAUAAUUCUACACAUUUUCGUGUGAAUUAAGUAAUUUUCAUCUAUCUUUUUAUCAUAUCAGCGACAUUACUUUUACUUAUAUCUAACAAACUACCAAUUUCUUGAUAACGUUUCAUAUCUAUCGGGAACUGUUCCAAUUUUUAUCUACGGUCCCAACGUACGAGAAGUAUUGAUAUCUAAUUGAAAAAAUUCCUAGAGUUUUUAAAUUCUGUGUGAACAGGAUCUACUAAACCGAUGAAUUCACCCGGAAUUUAUAUAUUUUUCUUCUUCCUCAUCGAUUGCAUUCAGUUUACAUUCGUAUACAUACACAUGUGUAGUGGAGGAAGUGCAUUAAUCGAUUCAAUAAGAAUAAAUUCGACAAAUGGAUUAUAAUUAACGAUAUGAACCGACAAUUUUCCAACUAUACUCUAGCCUGCGAAUAUUUAUGAGUGAGUGUAUUCGUAUCACCAAGCCAUAGUAGUUUCUCUCAUUGUGUUAUAAUUAGGAUUAGGAGAAAAACAAUGUUUUUUUUUCUCACGAAAGUUUUUGGUAAUUGGGUGGAGAGUGUGUAAAUACCAGUGGCCAGUGUGGAUUCUGUUCCUGAAAGCAGCAGUGGGGAGACUGGGAUUUCGUAGACGUCACUGGCAUGUGGCACGAGUGGCAUCGAACGAACAAUAUAACCAAGGAACGGAGAAAAUCUAGCCAGUUUGCAGAGAUCGUUCGGCAAGAGUGGGUUGUUCUAUCGUUUCCACUCGCCCGAGUCCACGUGAACUUUACCAAGCCUCUGCAUUUUAAUACUUGUACAAUUAGAGCAAUUUUUAGCUUGGCAUCACGCCUGAAUAGGCGCAAAUAUUAGUUUCUUAAUUGAUAGUAUUUGUGUGAAGUACUCAAUCCUUUAGAUUAUCUGUAAACGGGAAAGGUGUUGGCGAUAAUUGCUCGAGCAAAGUGAAACAGCAAUUAUGAAGAGGAACUUGAGAACUUUUGUGCCACUUGCUGUUGUCUUGAUACUCGGAUGUCAUGCCCUGAGUGUCGCUGCUUCCGCGAUACCUAUGUGGGAGUUUCUUUCAAGGGAUGAGAAAAUGAGCUACUUGUACAGAGUAUUCAGCCAACAGGUCACCCAAUUUUGUGGAGAUUCCUCGAUGCCCGAUUGCAAUAAAAAUCUGUUAGUGUCUGGACUCCGAAACUUGGCUAACAUGGACGAUAGUGCUCUCGAUAAAUUGGAUCCAUAUCAGCGAGGUGCAAAAGAAAUAAUUUGGCAUGCUAUGAUAAAGAACACAUUUUCAACAAGGCUCGGGCAUGGAUCCGAUGGAUCUUAUUUUACCACAGGUACCGAUUCAUUGGCCACCAGCGAUAGUGAUACAAACGGCAUAGCAGAUGAAACGAUGGUAGUGCAUGAUUAUAUUCGGCCGUCGGAGCAUACUGGACCUUAUCUGGUUGGGCCAAUGGUUAUUCGAGUAUAUCCAGACGGACGUCCGGUUCCGGAAGAUACGACACGCCCUUUACCUCGCGAUGAGGACGUAGAAGAGUUCAAACAUCCUCGAUUGCCUUCCAUCGAGGAGGUCCAAGUGAACAGGGACACGACGUAUCGCGAGAAACAGUCGAAAGGAAACUCGUUUCCGGAGACUAAGAGUCAUCAACGAUCUUAUGAGGAAUCCGUUCAUCCUCGAAACGAUUAUCCACCGUUUAAGAGACGACUAUUCCAGGAAGUGAUCGCUAAACGCAAGCUACAUUAUUAUUAAAAAUAAUGAAGAGAAAGUUGCGAGAAGUUUGGAACAAGUUGGACAGAUAUUGAAGAAUCGAGCUUCGUGGAAUAUCUUCGUUAGAUUUAAUGAGGACUGUCCUCCUAAAGAAAGUUAGUAAUAACGAGUCAUAGAUAUGCAUAGUAAGUAGUGAAAUGUAUUUCGAGGUGCUGCUGAACAUCAGAAUUGUUUUUCAAUUAACAAUUCUGAAUUUCCGUGAAAGAGACGAUGGUCUCUCUGAUAAUAGCAGUAAGUUAGGAUUGUCCGUGGGUAAACUUUUUCUGCGGGGAAAUCUGUUUUUAUUCAAAAAUUUAUUUUGUUUGAAUCUACGCAUCAAAUAAUAUGCAAAAAGAUCAAUUUCGAGUUUAGCAACUUAUUUUGUUGAAAAGUUAUUAAGCGCGAAAAAGAUUCCAAGUAGUUUGGAUGUGUUUUCAAACCUUUCGUAUGGCAUUUAACUCAAUGUCAGAGAUAUUUUGAAAGCUUCUAAUUCAUCACUCUCGUAAGAUUUAUAAUGUGAAAAAUAAAUUACUUGAUGAAUGAAAAAGAAGAAAGUGUAAAGUCCUGGCUAUCGGAAUUUAUUCAUUCAGAACAUUCUGCUCACUAGAAUCAACUCAAAUAUUAAAUACGAAAAAUAUCGAAAAUCGUAUAGGAAGAAAGAAUUUAAUUAAACUAAAAUUUACAAAUAUCAAAUACUAGUCAAAUUUUCAACGAAUGAAUUCCUAAACACAAAAGUGUUUUUUAUGCAAAUUAUUUCAUACGUGGAUGCGAUCGAAAUAAAUUUUGAGUGGAAAAAGGAUUUCCCAGAGGAAAAUUUCACAUUUGCUCGUAGAUACUUACUAGAUGAUUAUGAUGUUUUCCGCUUCCAGCGAUAUCUUAAAUAUGUAUAAGGGAAUGAAGGAGAGUAACAAUUUUUGAUACGUUAACACGUUAGUUGUUAAUUUGAUAAAGUUUAGUGGCGAUGAAAAGACUGCUUUUGCUAAUGAUAUUCAUGUUAAUUAUCAUAUCAAUCUCUGGAAGGAUUCAGCAUAGGUAGUAUGAUAUUUAAUUGACGAUUGGUCGACAGUGAAAUCAUCUCGUUAGCUUUCAAUGUUAAGUUUAUUAUAUUGAUUAAUCUCGACACUUUUCGAACUCUGUUGCGUACAACGAUUCAUUGCGUUUCUUAAUUGUUUUAUACAGGAACAAAAUGUCGACCAUGAAUAUCUUCGAUCAUACGCUUUCUCCAUUAAUUUAAUAUUUAUUGUAUCAUACAAAAGCUACCAUUUCAUUUUACACUAAUUCCAUCUAAAAUGCGCUUGUGAUUAAUGAAUAUGGAGGAGUCCAUUUUUUCACGUGUCUUUCUUUUUAAUCACACUUCUUCUUUGUCCUUACGAAGAAACGUGCUUACGUAGCACGUAGGGGAACUUACCUCGCUGAAAAUUUAUUUUUCACGCUCUUUGUGUACAUACAUAGGUAAUCUGAGUUUUCUCAUUUCUAUGUGAAUUUUUCAAUCGAAUUUUUUUCGUACGAAAUAACUCGUAGGCUUAUAAAAUUUUUUACGAAAUUAUUGGCUCCUACAAAUAUUUUUAUGCGAAUAGGAAAUAAAAUGUGAUAUUUGAUUUGAGCAGAACCUUCCUCCUAUUUUAUAAUAAUCAUGUCCUUUCCGUCUUAUGUCUUUUUUUAUUGAGCUAUAUAAAAUUUGGUCACGCUCACGCGACAAUGCACCACCACAAUGCUCCGUUCUUUAGGUUAGGUCCAUGUUGGUUACAGCCCAUGAGCGAGCGUUAUUGUCUUAUCCCGUUAUUAGUUACCUUAUAAUCCAUUAUAAUCAACUCGAAACAAAGAGAUUGAGGAAAAGUUUAAAUACAAUAUUUCAUACUUA